AUGUCUCCGCCUUUUCCUUUACCCGGUGUUCGAGCGGAGGAUCGAUCGUCUCAGCGACAGGAGGAACACAAAGGAGAGCAAUUACAUCCCGGGAAAAAGAGAAAUUUGGACGCACUUUUGAUGAUGCAGAAGAGGAAGAAGAAGAGGCUCGUUGAACGCGUCGGAGAAGAAGAGUGCUUGAGUUUUAACGACGACGAGGAGGUUUUGAACGACGGGGUUGUCGUCGAACGAAGCGACGAUAACGCAAAGUUCGAGAAGGAAGAGGAGAGAAGACGAAGAAGAGAAAGAAGCGAGAAAAAAUCGCUCGUUUUGAAACGUUGGGCGAAACUCGCGGAAGAUUUGGUUUUGUUGCGACGACGACGAAGCGGAAGGAGAAGCGAAGAUAACGAAGAAGAAAAGGACGAAGAGAAGAUGAAUGGUACAGGCGAGGCAAGGUUUGAGCGGCUGAUGCGGGUGGCGUACGCGUACCGAUGUUCGGUGAAGCAGAAAAAUGAGAGACGCCGUCGACGCGGUUGCGGCGGGUACGGUGUGAGCGAACGCGGACUCCUCGCGCAAAGACGGGCGAUGCAUAACACGGUUUUGCACGGGAUUGCAGAGCGAUCGAUACAUCUCGCAGAUAGCGCCGGAGCGGAGGACGACACGGAGGAAGAAAAUGGUCGGAUGUUUAACGCGGCGCUGGCGAGACAGUUCCAAGAGUUUAUGCAGGUGCGAGGCGUCGUACCGACGAUUGAGUUACCGGAAGGUGACGAAGCGGUGCAAGAAAAGAUUACGUUAGCCAAAGAGUAUGCAAGACGGGAAGGCGCGACGAUGCGUGCGACGAGUCGAAUGUGGUUGCCGAGAGAUCAGACUGCGCAGUGGACGGGGAGCGUAGAGAAUGUAUUUUCGUGCGUAGAAUUUGAUAGAUUUAGCGGAGGGAGGUUUUUGGCGUGCGGAGGGGGAGGUGGGACCGUUUCGGUUCAUCGAACCUCAGAUAUGAACCAGAAAACGUCAGAUGGAGACGGGAGUUCGUUGCUGUCGAGCAUAUACGCGCCGGUGUAUAAGAAGUUUGUGGCAGAUCCCGUGGAUGGCAUUUCAUGGGUGAAAGAAGGGGUGUUAGCGACAGUAUCGAAGAGGAGCGAUAGGAUUACAUUUCACGACGUUGAAAGAGGAUUGAUGGGUACAAGUGCUCCUACUGCACCAACUGGAUCUUCUGCUGCGGCGUUAGCCGUAACAUCAACGGCGACAACAACAACAACAACAGUAAGUAGUCGAGCGAUGCCAACAUUAACGCAGUCUCCUUCUCCUCGAUUCCUCGCGUAUUCGCAAGGUUUAGUCGUCAGUCCUGUGUACAACGUUACACAUCCGUCCGACAUAAGAGAUACGCUUGGUAUCACCUCUAUUGCUUCGUGCGACGAUGGGAACCGUCUUUUUGCCGCCACUGGUGUUGGGAGCGUCUUCACGUUUGAUCUUAGGCAGCGCGUCGAUCACACGAGACCGGUUGCCAUUUUCAGCGCUCCUACUACGGGUAAUCUGAAUUGCGUGAAUGUCACGAAAGACGGUCAACUCGUCUGCGCGGCAUCUUCUUCGGGCAGGGUUGUUUUAUGGGACGCUAGGAAAGCAGUCUCUACGCAUGCGACGGACCAUCGCGGAUUUACCGGGAUAAAACCGGACAAAGAGAUGUGUUCGUGGAGCGUGUCCAACAUGUUUUCAAAAAUCCACGGCAGAUCCUUCGCGAGUAAAUCGGAAGUGUAUUGGGUAGACUUCGAUCCGAAAGAUUAUUCGCGCGUAGCCUUUCACUGUUCCAAUGGACGCACCGGCGUAAUCGAUAUGAAACAAAACAAUCACGCGACGUCGUCUCUCGGGGUUAUCACGCACGCGCACUGUCCACCCAACCCGUGGACGUCAACGGCUCCAACGCGCAUCACGCGAGACGAAGCCGAGCGUUUCAUUGGCGCCGAAGGUGCGUGGGCAUAUCUUAACGGCGACAGUGCGGGAAUGGCGACGCAAACCGAAACCGAAGGUGCCAUCAGCUCGCAAAUCGCCAAAUGGAAUGGCCGAGACAAACGCACGUGUUCGUGGUCCACGGACGGGCAAAAGUUAAUCGUUCCGAACGUGAACGAUUCAGGUAUACUCAUCCUAGACGUCAUGGCGAAUAACCCGAAGUCGUAUCAAUGGAUUGAUGAUGGAACGGUGACGCGGGAGUCGACGACGGUGAAACUGUGGAAUGAGAACGAUGAUGACGCUCACAUCGACGAAGAAGAAGGAGCGAACGAGGAGCGGGAGGACGAAGAGGACGAGUACUACCCCGGCUACGGUCACAAACCAAUCGCCCCAUCUUUGUCUGAUCAAGAAACCAUAUUAUCUGCCGUCGCCGUGCAUCCAACGUGUGACUUUGAGUACUGCGCCGGCGGUCCGAAUACGCUGAGCUACUUUCGUUUUGCCACGCGUAGUUUUUGA
This is a messenger RNA of Bathycoccus prasinos, 2436 nucleotides long. RefSeq lists its product as hypothetical. Bases 1 to 2436 code for a protein of 811 amino acids. Gene Ontology annotation, molecular function: protein binding. Lineage: Eukaryota; Viridiplantae; Chlorophyta; Mamiellophyceae; Mamiellales; Bathycoccaceae. The transcript has a single exon. The record is from RefSeq and is a predicted model, not a curated record.